Molecule: messenger RNA, 2151 nt
Organism: Botrytis cinerea B05.10
Lineage: Eukaryota; Fungi; Ascomycota; Leotiomycetes; Helotiales; Sclerotiniaceae
Gene: Bcprp4
Product: Bcprp4
Exons: 2
Coding region: 155-1699 (514 amino acids)
Biological process (GO): mRNA splicing, via spliceosome
Cellular component (GO): U4/U6 x U5 tri-snRNP complex
Molecular function (GO): U4 snRNA binding; U6 snRNA binding; protein binding
Source: RefSeq, a predicted model, not a curated record
GAAUCCUUGACCGUAAAGCUUCACUCCAGUAUUUAUUUUCCCUGUGUGUGCGAAGUAGACAACAAUCUUUACUUUACCUCACGCCAACCGCAUUCAUUCGAAUUACAAAUUCUUUACCACUUGCAGCUUGUAGAAUUCCUUGGAAGUUAUCACAAUGCAUCCUUCCAGACAAGCUUACGUGGAGGAGGCCAAAGAAGAUACAGGUAUAGAUCUUGCAGAUGUCCCUCUCGAUCGUGACUAUGAUAUGCCAUCUGCAACCGCUGGCAUUGCUCCCGAACGUGCCAGCGCAAUUCUUUCUCAAUUCGAUCGCAAACGUCGCGCAGCCGCUAUAGCGGUCCCAACCGACGAUGGGCGCGUGCGCGCACGACUUCGAGAGAUGGGCGAGCCUAUCACAUUAUUCGGAGAAGGACCAGGUGACAGGAGAGACCGAUUACGGCAGUUGUUGACGAUUGAGAGUGAGAUGAAGGCGGAAGAAGAUGGAGAAGAUGAAGAUGGUGAUAUCGAGAUGGGAGAGGGGGGUAAGGAUGAGGAAGCUGAAGAGGAAUUCUAUACUAGGGGGACGAAAGAAUUACUAGACGCGAGGAUAGAGAUUGCGAAGUUUUCGUUGCCGAGAGCGAAAAAGAGGAUGGAGAUUCAGAAGAUCGAGAAGGAUAUUCCAUUGAGGACUCAUAUUAAGUUCAGACAAGGAGUGAAGGAGAGGCUCAAGGACUUCGAGCUCCAGGGAAGUCAGAUGGCGGCCGAGAGACCAGUUAGUAUUGUGAGAAUCUCGCCGAAUGGAGAAUUGGUCGCUGCUGGAAAUUGGGGAGGUGGAAUCAAGCUACUUGGAAUACCGGAUCUAGAAAUUAAAAAGUCACUGAGAGGCCAUACAGAUAGAGUGGGUGGAAUUUCUUGGGCACCAGGUGCCACAAUAGAAGGAUCGAAUGUUUCCCCUGGAAGCGUCAACUUGGCAUCAGGAGGAGCAGAGGGAAAAGUUCAUUUAUGGAAUCUGGAGCAAGAUACACCUGUUUCAACACUUGCGGGACACAAUCAAAGAGUUUGCCGAGUGGAAUUCCACCCAUCGGGGAAAUAUGUCGCAUCCGCAUCCGAGGAUACGACAUGGAGACUAUGGGAUGUUGAAACUACUACAGAACUUUUACUUCAAGAAGGACAUUCAAGAGGUGUUUUCUGUCUGAGUUUCAAUGGCGAUGGAUCACUUCUAGCAAGCGCAGGAAUGGAUAGUAUUGGACGUAUUUGGGAUCUCCGAACAGGCCGUACAGUUAUGAUCUUAGAUGGACAUAUCAAGCCCAUCUACGCGCUCGACUGGUCUACUGAUGGCCAUCGUGUUCUAUCUGGAUCUGGCGAUGGCUGGGUCAAAUGCUGGGAUGUGAGGAAAGUCGCAAGUACCGGGGCAGUGGGUGCACAUCGUAGUGUAGUUUCUGAUUUGAGAUGGUUCAAAGGGAUGGAUGCAGAGUCAUUGCCCGAGAAUGAUGAAAAGGGAGCAGUGAAACCGAGAAAAGCGGGAACAUUCUUUGUUUCCAGUGGAUUUGAUAAGGACGUCAAAAUCUUUUCGGCGGAUGACUGGGCGCUGGUACAGAGUUUAAGCGGACACACAGGGAAUGUGCAUAGUUGUGACGUAGGUGCAGAUGGCAAAUGGAUCGUAAGUGGAGGAUAUGAUAGAACGGUGAAGUUAUGGGGAAGAAAUAACGGAGAAGGUGUUUGAACGGCUACUUCAUCAAGUACGAAGGCGUUCGGAGACAAAAGUACAAGAUUCUUUUUACGCAUUCAACUUGUUAGACUGGUUAGGGAUUAGCUUCCUGCAUACAAGAACGGCGCAUCGGUGGAUUGCUUAAAGCUGUAAGAGAAAAUAGCACAAGGCGUUUUGGUUUGGAUACCCGGGAUAUGCAUGCAUGUAUAUGGAGAGAAAAUGAAAAUCAGAAGAGCGUCAUGGGAGCUGUGAAGAUGAAAAUGUGCGCUAUACCUAACUCUACCUGAGCUUGGUAUCCAAGAUGACAGAUAGUGUUUGAUCAUGGAUGGCUUUCUUGAACGAAAGUAUCCAUUUUCCUAGUCACUGCACCCUAAUAGGUCGUUUUCAAACAUUCACCAGAUGGCGCUCCAUAGAAUUCUAUACUAUAUACCUACCUACAUCUUCGGCAAUACUGAAAAAAGUAAAUA